AUGGAGGCGUCAAGUUGUGUAACUGGUUCUGACAGUCGAGAUUAUGGUGUAGAAUUACUUGACCGUUUGGCUGGUAAGGUUAGUGGGGAUCCGUCAUCUCUUGGCGUUGAUCCUGCGAAACUGCGAAUCUACUUUAUGAAGUGUUUAAGCGAUCUGCAAAAUGCUCGAACUCGGCUCGUAUCUGAGUCAGCUCGAUUAGAGACUCAAUGCCGUCAAGAAAAUAAGAAGUUUGUUUCCGAGGUCUUGGAACUCAGCGAUCAGUUGUCCGAAGCAAGCAAGACAUUUAAAGAACUUGAUACGAAGAUAAAUGUCGUCUCCGGUAAAAUAAUACAUCUUGGAGACCAGCUUGAAAGAAGAAAUGCUCCCCGAGAGAGUCUCAAGGAAGCUCGCAGGCUUAUCUUAGAAUUCUCCAAGUUUCUUGGGGCUGGAGGUGGUACAUUCGCCAACAUUUCCCUGAUCGAGAAGACCGCUAGCAUUCGAGCACUAAGUGCGCUAUGCUUGGAGCUUCCAGAUGACGAACGAUUCCUGAUUGCCAAGCAGCGAGUCACUGUUGCUAGCCAAAAUCUAGAAAAUCUACUGGUGAAGUGGUUUCGUCAUGACUUUUCUACUGAGAAUGAUGAAAUGAUGCGACGCAUUGCGGAAGUGUUGACCUGCUCAAGGAGUCAGUCAGGCUGUGCUGAUGUCUUUAUUGAUGAAUUUCUCAAAUGUCUUCCUACAGAUCUAGGUGAUUUGUCUAUGCUACCAAAUAUCCUUGCACAAACGGAGGCCAAAAUCGUUCGCAUUUUUCGCCGACCGGAAACCGUUGUAAUUCACUUAAUACAAGCAUUAUUUUCUCGAAAUCUAAAGACACAUUUUCAAUCCAAGGUACGAUUGGACAUGUCUAUUGAUGUUUUUCUAACCAAUCUCUACACCGAAUACUGCAAUUUUGAUCGUCUUGUGUUUCAAUUAAUUGAACGUCUUCAAUUCCUCUCGGAUGAGACCCAGUUGUACAAACUUCUCAGCGGCUUAGCUGACGAAGUACUCCAGGGCUACGAACUCCGAGAAAUGCGCUGGCUUGAUGAACAUCUUCGGGGUCAAUUAUCCACUUAUUAUGCUUCGUACAAUCAUCAAAAACGUCCAACUUCAUCUGGGUUCUCGGAACUGAAAAAUGCGGUACAGGCGCGACUUCAUAUCAAUAAUGAUCGGGAAGUCUCUUUGGAUUGUCUUCUCCUCUCUCAGCAGGUCGCAGUAAACAUGCUUGACGACGUCAAACAGUCAGCAAAACGUUGUCUUUUGCUUGCCAAGCCUGCAGUGAGGCCGCAAUUCGGGCUGAAAAUCUUUGACGUACUAGUCCGCUAUUUGGUGAAUGAACACAUAGACUAUGGAAUCUCUGUUGCUUUGCAAGUUUUGAACAGCAUGGAUCCCAAGGCCGUGGACCCGUCAUUCACCUUUUUUGCGGCUGUAAAUGAAGGCACCACGCUGUUCGACCUCUUUGAGAAAGCAGUUAACGAAUUCAUUGGACCUCUGCUCGCUGGCGGCCCACCUCAAAUGCAAAAGUGUCUGGCAAGGCGGCAGGAAUUGCGACAUCGUCUUGAGGAGAAGCUCUCGACGGGCCUAGAGCAGUGCCUCAGUCUUGCCCUAACUCGCAUCCAGGUUAUCCUGUUGAACGAGCAGAAGAAGGCCGAUUUCAAGGGUGACGUUUCAGUGCCAAGCUCUGCUGUGACAGUCGAACUUCCUGCUUGCUCCUCUGCUUGCCAAGACGUUUGCAAAUUCGUUCGAAAAGUUAUCGAAGGCGCUCGGCAAAAUUUGGACGGCCAAAACCUCUGCAAUUUUUUGCAAGAACUGGGCUUGCGAUUUCAUCGCCUUUUGGUGGAUCAUUUUUAUGGCUUCUCUUUCUCUGAUUCAGGUGGAUUCGUUGCCAUGCAAGAUGUUACGGCCUAUCGUGAUACUGCUCGUGAAUGUCAGAGCCCAAAAAUAGACUACCUUUUUGACAUUUUGCUCAAAUUAAUGAAUUUGAUGUUAAUAAAGCCUCAAAAUGUGCGACAAGUUUGGCAAGACUACGAGCAAUCGGGAAUACCCAAAGAGCUCCUAGCAAACUUCAUCUCUUUACGAGCCGACUAUAAGUCACGGCUGCAAUCCGCAAUCAAGCACUACUCGGAGGCUUCACGAUGA
Messenger RNA from Hydatigera taeniaeformis, 2151 nucleotides. Lineage: Eukaryota; Metazoa; Platyhelminthes; Cestoda; Cyclophyllidea; Taeniidae. The record is from the annotation of a GenBank genome assembly.